Molecule: messenger RNA, 1162 nt
Organism: Scomber japonicus (chub mackerel)
Lineage: Eukaryota; Metazoa; Chordata; Actinopteri; Scombriformes; Scombridae
Product: stonustoxin subunit beta-like
Exons: 6
Coding region: 350-1162 (270 amino acids)
Molecular function (GO): protein binding
Source: RefSeq, a predicted model, not a curated record
UUCAGAGGAGGCUCUUCUGAAGCUACUGCCAGUGGUCAAAGCCUCCAACAAAGCUCUGCUGACUGACUGUAACCUCUCAGAGAGAAGCUGUGCAGCUCUGUCCUCAGUUCUCAGCUCCCAGUCCUCUAGUCUGAGAGAUCUGGACCUGAGUAACAACAACCUGCAGGAUUCAGGAGUGAAGCAGCUUUCUGUUGGACUGGAGAGUCCACACUGCAGACUGGAAACUCUCAGGUUGAGUGGCUGUAACCUCUCAGAGAGAAGCUGUGCAGCUCUGUCCUCAGUUCUCAGCUCCCAGUCCUCUAGUCUGAGAGAUCUGGACCUGAGUAACAACAACCUGCAGAAUUCAGGAAUGAAGCAGCUUUCUGCUGGACUGGAGAGUUCACACUGUGGACUGGAAACUCUCAGUCUGUCAGGAUGUGUGAUCACAGAGGAAGGCUGUGCUUCUCUGGCCUCAGCUCUGAGCUCCAACCCCUCCCAUCUGAGAGAGCUGGACCUGAGCUACAAUCAUCCAGGAAACUCAGGAGAGAAGCUGUCUGCUGGACUGAAGGAUCCACACUGGAGACUGGACACUCUCAGGAUGGACCAUGGUGGACUGCAGAGACUGAAACCUGGUGUGAGGAAGUAUGCCUGUGAACUGGAACUGGAUCCAAACACAAUGAACACAAACCUCAAACUGUCUGACAACAACAGGAAGUUGACACGUGUGGAGGAGGUUCAGUCAUAUCCUGAUCAUCCAGACAGAUUUGAUUACUGGGAACAGCUGCUGUGUAGAAAUGAUCUGACUGGUCGCUGUUACUGGGAGGUUGAGUACAGAGGCAGAGUUUUUUUAUCAGUGAGUUACAGAAGAAUCAGCAGGAAAGGAGGCAGUUAUGACUGUAUGUUUGGAUGGAACAAUCAGUCCUGGAGUCUGAAGUGCUCUGAUGAUGGUUACUCUAUCUGUCACAAUAAGAGAAAAACAUCCAUCUCCUCCUCCUCCUCCUCCUCCUCCUCUGUCUCUAACAGAGUAGCAGUGUAUGUGGACUGUCCUGCUGGCACUCUGUCCUUCUACAGAGUCUCCUCUGACACACUGAUCCACCUCCACACCUUCAACACCACAUUCACUGAACCUCUGUAUGCUGGGUUUAGAGUCAGGUCUGGUUCAGUCUUUCUGCUUCCUCUGUAG